Molecule: messenger RNA, 6261 nt
Organism: Rotaria socialis
Lineage: Eukaryota; Metazoa; Rotifera; Eurotatoria; Philodinida; Philodinidae
Source: the annotation of a GenBank genome assembly
AUGAAUCACUACACCCCUCGUCUUCGCCAUGAACCACUUCGUUUACCAUGGGUUGAUGUUGCGAUAAUCAGUGAAAAUCUUGAUUGGAAUUUUGCUGACUAUUUCUUACGAUUAGAUGAAUUGAAUAAAAGUCUUAAUGAAGAUGAAAAAAGUCAACUUAAGACUAAUUUACCAUCUAGUUUAAAGCAACAUCAAGAUGUGAGAGUUGCUAAUGGUUUGGGAUUAUAUAAAUCAGCACAAGUUGCCAAACUUGCUGAUUUAACAAGUACUCAAAAUGACGCUGGACUAGGAGUAUAUUCAAUGACAAGCCGAUCAGUCUUCCAAUAUGCAACGCGUACAUUAGGCGUACGCGUAUGCUUAGAACUUAACCCUUUCCGUUCAAUUCAAUUCGGCAAACGAAAUUCAUAUCCAUUAACUGUAACUGUCAACAGAGAUCCAUCAAUCAAAAACUGGCGUCUUGGUUGGCGUUUUAAUGCUCAAGAAGCACCACAAUAUGAAGUCAUCAUUGAAAAAGUCGGCACAAAUCAAUCCUAUCCAGGUUUGGGUUUGUCUGCUACAAAAGAUGGCAAUAAAUUCGAUAUUAAAGUUUUAACUGGCAUGAAAUUGUUCAAUGUGAAAGGUACACAAACAGGUGAGACAUUCAGUGGUACAGUAUAUUCAAGUGACAACAACGAAUUAAUGACAAUAUCUGGGACAUUGGCAAUUAAUAACGAUGGUUUUAAAUUCGAAAGUAAACUUUUUGAUAUUGCAAGCAAAAAAGAAGUCGUAACAUUAACAACUGAUAUUCUACCAAAUCGUGGACAAGGUCUUACAGCUAAUUUUAGUUUAACAACACCCGAUAAAGCUAAAUUAUUUAAAGUUCAAUUUCGUGGGGAUUUAUACAAACCGAAUUCAAAAAAAUUUCAUUUCAAUGGAGAUUUUGAUCUUGGUGAUGCAUCAUGCAAUGGAAAAUUAUCGUUCGAACGUGAUGACAAUCAUAAACGUAUUGAAUUACAACGUUUAUAUAAAUUAGGUCAAGGGUCAUCAGCUGUCGGAUACGAAUUUUUUUAUGAACGUAAAACAAAUAAAGAAGCAACUCAAAAUAAUUGUAAUAUUGCAUCCCAUGUUUCAUUACGAACACCAGCUAGUGAUGUAUCCAUGAAGCUGUUCAAUCUCAAAACAGAUUUCACUCGUGCCAUUGAUUUAUCGAAUGCAACACUACAGAGUUCACUUGAUUAUUUACUGAUAACACGUAAUCAACCGGCACAAGAAACAAUCGAAAUCGAUUGUACAAGACGCUCAGUACGAGCAACUAAUGAAGGAAAACGUCUAGCAUCACCGGAAGCUAAUUUUAAAGUUCAAGUUAAAACAAAAUCAAAUGUUUUUAAUUUUCUUCUUGAUUAUCGACACCGAAAGAGUUCGGAAUCAUCGAAAAAAGGACCUACAAUGCUGCCACCAACUCUUGACAUCAACAAUAAGAUUCAUUUUGUUGUCGAUACAGAUAAAUUAUUUCCUGACAUACCACGUCAAUUUGCAUUUGAUGUAUUAUCUGAUCUUGAUUUUCAAUUACUCAAUGAAGUCAAUUAUAAAUUUCAAUACAAUUUACCUCGCCGCCAACGUUCCGGAUUAUUUGCAUAUCAUGCACAAGUUGAAAAAAUUACUCAUGGUCAUGUAUUUUCUGGUACAAGUAAAUCUGAAUUACAAUUGGACAACAAACAAAUACAAGUUCCAGAUAAAAAUGAUAUGGAACUCGAUUUGAAUCUUCGCUUUGAUAAACAACCUAAGAAAGAUUCACCAAAAUCAUUAAUAACUUUUUACGAUAUUAAAUUAAAAGCACCUAAACAUAAAUUAUUUCAAUUAAUUGUUCUUGAUGGUAAUCUAACAAAACAAUCAGGCAAAUUCGAAACAUGGAAUUCAAUCGCUAUUCGAACAAAUAAAAAAUUAAAAGAAAUUAAUUUAAAUGCUUUUAUUUAUCGUAAUCUCACUGGUGAUAAUACAAUACAAACACACAUUUCAUUUGCAUUACCAUUUAAAUACCUGCCAUAUAUAGCACACGAUUUAAAAGCUGUAAGAUUAUUAGAAACCGGUGUUUUUAGUUCUUUUGCUUUUACUUUUCUUGAAUCAAGAUUAAUUGCUAAACCAGUUUUUGCACACUAUGCUCUACUGGAUGCAUCUCUUUCCGAAAAACGGCACAUCCGUAUAGAUAAUGAAAUUGAAUAUUUACGUGCUAAUGGAGAUAGUUUACACGCUCUUUCGAAAAUAGAUAUGUCAUCAGAUGCAGGAUCACAUUCAUUCGGUUUAUUAAAACGCAAUUCAGAUUUAUUACAUAAACAUUCAAUUGGUUUUAUUUCUUCAUCGAAAACGAAAAAAAUUGCAUUUUCAUUAGUGAGCCCACAAAUAUCGUCAAAUCCAUUGAGUAUUAUCGGAGAAUUCACCAUGGAUCGAGAAAAUCAUAUUGGAAAAAUGAAAUUACCACAGGAAUUUGGAAUUCAUUUUGAAUUCGGUACUCCAUUAUCGAAUUUAACCGCAUUUCGCAUUUUCUACAAUUUACCACUAUUCAAUAAAAAUCAUAGUUUAACAGCUGAGGGAUCCGCUGGAUUUAAAAUUGCUUCAACAAAUAUAGCUCCAAUUAGCUUCUACCUCCAUUCGAAAGGUUCCCUAAAUACAUCACUUCAUCUAGUCGAAGCUUUACGUAUUAGUAAUGAUAUUGCCACGCAUAGUUCAUUAACUGCUCAAUACAAUCCUCGAUUAGUCAGUCAAGUUAGUGCUACAAUCAGUACAAAUUUUUACGGAAAAGAAUUUCAAAAUUCAUUGUAUGCUCUAUUUAAACAACAUCAAGUUAUUGUACGGGGUCUUUUAAAUACAACCGAUAAUCAAGAUUAUACAUACGAAAUGGAUAUCGGUUUAGACAAUGAUUCACUUACAGGACAUACGGAACGGACGGAUGGACUAGAAACAACUAUGUCAGAUAUUGAUACUAAAAAAUGUACUGCAACUGGUAAAUAUUAUCGUUGUUAUAAAGGUGAUAUUACCGUUCGAACAGGUACUAGUAGUUCGGAGAGUAAAGGCACAUUUGAUGUAAGCUGGGGUCGUGACGCUGGUAAAUUAGACAUUAAAGUUCCCAAUCAUGUUGAACUUUCAAUUGAUCAUUCACAUACUGGUCGUGUACGUGAUGCUGAUUUUAGUUCGAAAACAAAUAUCGAAGGAAAAAUCUUAAAACCGAACAAACGCGGUGCAUUCAAUUUUUCAAGCUCAGUUGAUAAAGAAGAUGGCAAAUGGAAUGAUGUUCAAAUUCAAACUUCAUUAAACGAUAUGAAAACAGGACAAAAAUCUGGCGCAACAGAUAUUCGCUUCAAUCAAAAAAUAACUGAUAAACGUUCCGGGCAAUUUCAACGUAAAUUUAAUGUUAAUGUUGAACGUAAAGGUCUGCCUGUUAUUGUUUGGUCAAGUGAUUCUUUUAGUUGUUCAAAUAAUCCAUCAUAUGUUAUUUAUGGUGUGUGUCAAACAACUACAUUUAAUAUCAAAGCAAAUAAUAUGUUGAUACAACGUCUUCAAUUAGCCGCUGAUCCACGUUUGUCGAAUCCACUCGGUCAAGUAACGUAUGAUGGUACAUUAAAUUUAGAUUUAAAACAUGAUCCAACAUUAGGUCCACAUACAGUUAAAUUUGAUUUAAAUCGUUUAAGAGAAGAGGCUAUUGAUAUUGAUCUUUCAUAUCAAAAACGAAUUGAUGAAAAACCGAUGAGUCUGAAUUUAAAAGUAAAUAUUCCACAACAAAAUCCAAUAUCGAUUAAAUAUGAUGAAACAAUUCAUUCGAAAACAAGUUUUAAUGGUGUUUUAAAAUAUUCAUUUAAUGCAAAUGAUAGUACAGCUAAAAAAACAUAUAAGUGUGAUGUUAACCAAUCGUAUGGUGAUAGUUAUUCAAUGAAUUGUCAAGGCGAACGAACAAACUUAACAAUUGAUAUUGAUCCUAUAGCUCACAAAAAGAAAUUUAUAGUGGAUUUAAAUCGAUUUACAGGUGAACGUAUUGGAUAUGAAACGGCGAUGAACUUCACAACCGGAGAAAUUGAAACUACUUAUUAUACACUUGUAACUUCAUGGAAUAUGAAAUAUCAAGUCGGAGUAUUACCAACAAUUAUUGUUAAACAAAAAGAUCAAGAAGUUCUACGUAUUACGUCUUCAAGAGCUGAUUUUCAGGGAUAUAAAAUUCGAUUUUUACCUGCCAAUAUUGAACUUAAACUUGCUGCGGAUUAUAAAUCAAAUACUGUUUCACUUUGUGAAAUAUAUCCUCAAAAGCGAGAUUAUGUCAAAAUAACCGUUGAGGUUGAACGAAUUCGUCGCUAUAUACCAUCGUUACGUAAUGUAAAUCGACCAUCCUACGAUAUCGACGAUGAAUCACCAAAAUCGCAAGAACCACUAUUUAGAAUUCAAUUGGAUUCUUAUAUUUUAAUUUCAGUAUCGCAAGCUCUUGGUAAAAUAGGUUCACACAAUGGUCUAUUCGGUUUAGAAACAGUUAAGAAAUCAUAUAAAUUACAAAUUGGUGAUGCACCAUUAACAAUUUAUAAUGUUCAACAUUGGAAAACUCAUCUUGAAAAUAUUCAAUUACCAGAAAGUUAUUCAAUUCGAAUUGUGAAUGAUGCAAAUGGAAAUAGUGUACAAUUAGCAACAAAUAAAUGGAAUGAAAAUCGAUUAAUAUCGACGAUUAGUCAUUCAUUCGAUGGUGGUAAAACACAAAUAACUGAUUUGGAAUUAGAUCGAAAUUAUGCAUAUCAAGUUGGUUCAAUUUAUUUUCUUCACAGUCUAGGCUAUCGGAAUGUUCAAGCAGUUAAACAACUUCGAGUAAGUUUAUCAUUCGAUUUUUCUUUCACCAACCGCCGGUUUUCGAGCGGUUUGAGCGACAUGGGAACAAAUCUUGCUGAAUUUAUUCAACUUUCACGAAAACGUGUACUAUCUAUUGUUACUCGUUUCGGUUUAUUUGAAUUCUUUACUAAAUAUCCGACAUAUACUGAAGCAUCUGAUCGUGUCUCUGCUAUUCUUGGCGAACGUCAUGUUCAACGUGAAGAAUUCUGGCGUAGUCGUAUAGAAGAUAUUCUUAAUAAUAAUCGUCUUAAAGAUUUAUCGCAACGAUUUCAAACACGUCGUAUGGAAAUAGUACAAUCUUUAUUAAGUGCAUCGGAAAAAGUUCUUGAUCGUUUCUUACCGAAAAUUGACCAAAAAAAUAUCGAUGAACGCAUAGUUAACUUCGUUCGAAAACUAUUGGCAUCAUUUGAACAAGUAGCGAAACAAAAUUCCGAGCAAUGGAAAACUAUAUUUAAAGCUAUUGAUGAUGCAAGCAAAGGUGAUGAUAAUAAAUGGUUUCGAGUAUUAGUUGCUGAUAUUGAUUCAAAUGCAGUUGCUGCAGCAGCUGAUGCUCAACUGGCAAAAGUAUUUAAAAAAUUAGGUGAUUCAUCGAAAUUAUUGAUCAGUAAUAUGCAACAAAUUUCACAACGUAUUAAUCAACGACGAGAAUCUAUUCGAGAACGUGUUCAAAAUGCUAUUCGACAUUUACCGAAGGCAUCUAUGAAUGAUACAAAUUCUGAAAUCUUAUAUCCCAUCGGUCGUCGACCAGGCAACUAUAGUGAAAAAAAUAAAUUAAUACUUUUAAUGGGUACCUUACUUAAAUACCGUGAACGAGGACUAUUUACAUUGAAUUGUAUCAUAAAAGAUCGUUUUCAAACGCGUAGUGAAACAUUUCAACAUUACUCAAAACCCGUACGUACAUUUCCUAAACGUUUAUUUAAACGUAAUCCAUCAUUAACACCAGAAUUCAAUGCUGUCAUUGCAAAUACGGGAGAUAUUAUCGAUCUUCGUAGCGAUUAUGUCUUAACACACGACUUUAGCGGUUUACAAUUUUCAUUUCGUUUUAUCUAUGGUAAAGUUUAUUCAGUAUUACUGAAUCUAAUUGGAAUAAAAGAAAAUGAAUGUUCAACUACUGGUCGUGUUCAACUUUGUAAUCGAGGAUACUAUUCUACUCUUAAUGUAACGAUGUAUUAUUGUGGGCUUGUUGAUGGAGCAUUCGGCGAUGUACGUGAUCGUAGUGGUAAAGGACAUGCAAAUCUUAGUCGCUGGUUAGUACGAGACUGUCCAGCUGCAACACAUGAUCAAACAAAAGAAAUUGUACCAUCAAUUCCGGAAUGUGCUAGUGACGAUACUGAUGAACAAGAAUUUUGUGAAAAUUUUGUUCAACGAGGUACAAAGAGUGGACUUAGUCUACGGUUAUUAGUUACUCAAGCAAUAGCUGUAUGA